UGUAGGGCCAGCGUGAGAUCACCGGUUCGAACCCGGUAACCCUCGACUUCGGGAUUGUUUCCAUUUUGUCUGGGCCAUUCUCACGACCUUCUUUUUGCUUGUUCGGGACUCCCCUAGGUGGUUUGAGGAAGUCUUUUGGCACAGACUUCGCACUUUUGGAGAGAGAUGUGGUACAGUCGCAGCAGAGGCUCCCAACCUCCCGCACAUCAAUCCAGCGGACCCCUCUCCUCCACACCCACACUCCCGCACGUCGCGUAAGAGUACCUUGAGACUGGGGCAUCGCGGUCCGAAGGCCUCCUCACUGAGAAUUCAACUCUGGUUGCAUCUGCUUGAGAAACCUUGCUCCCGAACAGCAAUUCUCCUAUGCACCGCUUAACGCCAAGGAGCCCCGGGCCAGUGGGUCCGUCGCCUUGGACCCCCGGCGCUUCCCGCUCAGCCGAAGGAACACCGCAGAGAUCGUCGACCUCGGCCUCGCCAGGUUGGUCCUCGCCCAGUAUCCAAUCACGGACAGGUGCUGGACAGUCUCAAGCUCGCUAUGCUCGAAACUCGCCGAGAGGAGUAGCUAUGGCCAAUGCCUCGCCUUUCGCAGCAGCUUACCGCGGUGGGGUGGACGACGACCAGAGUUUCGCGAACCUUCCAGCAUCACCACAGUCUUCGGGGACCCCGCGGAAGCGUCCCGUUACACAUUUAGCAGCAGCGACUCCGGUAGGCAAAGGGAUUGAGUCGAGGGGAAAUUCGGAGGCUACACCCGGAACGCCUUUGCGAUGGGAGCAUCCAGCUUUGGGGGAGGUCGCGCAGAAGCUUUCGAAACAGGGGUUCACUGAUCUAGACCGGCGGAGACUUGUUUGGAACAUAUGGACGCUGCUUGGAUUGCUUUUUGCAUACGUGGUGGGGUGGUACGAGGCGCUGAGGAGCGCUUUUCCGAGCUUCAUAUCUCCAUCUAUCCCGCAAUUCGCAUUUGCGGGAUACUUGUUCGUGACGGUGUUCAACGUGGUGGAAUUGUUGGUUCGCUUCUUCAAGCCGACACCCAGCUUUGCGGAGUACGCCCUGACGCCGGUGCAGAGGAAGCUGCUGGGCUUGGAUCCAUCGACGCCCGCCGGCCCCGAAAGCAAGAAAUUUAACUCGGUGCGGAAGCCGUCGUUUGAAUCUGGUCGGACAUCACUAUCUUCAAAGAAGCCCGCCGCGACGACAGAUAAUGCAGCUUCAUCAAAAAGCGCAUCGUACCAAACGCCGCAACGAGCCGAACCUAGAUCUUUUGUCUCGUCUCCUGUUUCACCUCUAGCAAAGUACAUGCUGUCCUCCUCCCCAGCGCAUAUGCACCUGGAAAAAAUAAGAGACAAACGCGCACUGGAGGAGUUGCUGCAAAGAGCAGAAGAUCCCGAAGAACAUACCGGAGACCACAGCCACGACGACUCCUAUUCGAGAUACGCCUCCCCUACACGAUCUCUCGCCGGUCUGCAAAGCGUCACGCCUAAGAUACCCAAGUUCCAACCGGCGUCCAAGACAUCCACGCCCGCGAAAGUUCAAGAGCGGAUUGAGGACGGCUUGGUGAUCAAGGAGCCGCAAAAGACGGAGGAGGAGUGGCGAGUGGACAACUGUAUCAGCGAGUGGACAGAAAACAUGCGUGCGUGGUUAGCAUUACGGGUUAUCAAACCGCUCGCUCGUCGGAUCACGCAGUUGGAUACACAGUUCGGCAAAGAAGGGCUCGGACAUCUCGCGUGCGAUGCGGCUACGAUGCAGGCAGGGAUGAUGGCCGCGAACGUGGCAGCGAUGGCGGCCAUCACGGCAUCAACGACGCAGCAGGCCCCACCCGCCUUUGGAGGGUCGAGUGGGAUGUUUGGAGCAACGCAGUCUACCGGUGGGAUGUUUGGACAAUCGACGCAACAGAGUAAUGCCGUGCCGCAGACGCUGUACGAGUUGAGUCAGAAGUACAAGACUGCACCAUUAGUUCAAGAACGUUUAAAGCUGGAGAACCACCUUACGAUAUCUGACUUCAACUGCCGAAGUUACGUGGUAGCUCGAAUCAAAACCCUCGCCCAAGGCAAUAACCUCGCCAACUUCGAGUGGAACGGCGGAUCGAAAUGGGAAGGCAAGCGAUGGUCGCACGACUGGCUCCCGACCGAUUCACAGCUCGUUCUACAUCUAUUCUGCCGAUACUUAGACGAGAAGAUGCCGGGAGAGAACUUUGCGACUUACGGCAACUUUACGUUCAGUUCAAAGUACUUUAUUCCGACCGGUGCUAAGCCGACACCAGGACACGGGAUACAAAUCCGCCAUUAUACCAAGUGGCCACCACAUUACCAGACUGUUGCGGAAGGCAUUGUUUAUGAUGUUUACUCGGGGCGGAACAAUGUGUUCCACAAUCUGUGUCUCUUUGCAUUUUACAUCAAGGUCAAAGCUGCUGGUUACGUCGGAAACCUCCAUGUCGGCGGCAAAUCCAUCGAGCUGACAAACUCCGUCCGCGGCGGACCCGUCGCGGGCGGGCUGGAGGAGUUCAAAAAGACGUUCUUGGUAUCGAACAACGCUGUUGCGGCGGAUAGCGAUGCCCGGGUGGGGAACACGUCAUUGUUCGGGAGGCUGGGGAGCUCGAUUGGGUUAGGAAGGAGUGGGUUUGGGGGUCUUGAUCGGUAGUCAGGAGAGAUGGGCGUGGGGAUGUUGACGGCGGUGCAGGCGCGUCUAGAGAGCGAGGUGAUAAACUGAGCGACUAUUCGAAUCAUGAACUUCGGGACCAGAGCGCCUAUUUGGAAUACUGUACAGAUGGUUCAGUUGGGCGGGUCCUCUGCCCUAAGGGAAUGUCGCCCCGGGCUGUAUGCAUAGAUGAAGAUGAAAAUAAUUGCAAAAAUGGCGGG
Molecule: messenger RNA, 2849 nt
Organism: Fimicolochytrium jonesii
Lineage: Eukaryota; Fungi; Chytridiomycota; Chytridiomycetes; Spizellomycetales; Powellomycetaceae
Product: cytochrome B561, N terminal-domain-containing protein
Exons: 7
Coding region: 364-2631 (755 amino acids)
Cellular component (GO): membrane
Source: RefSeq, a predicted model, not a curated record